This is a messenger RNA of Seminavis robusta, 594 nucleotides long. The record is from the annotation of a GenBank genome assembly. NCBI's taxonomy places the organism in Eukaryota, Bacillariophyta, Bacillariophyceae, Naviculales, Naviculaceae.
AUGCAAGCCUUUUCGAAGAAGAGCAGUUACGUGAAGAAAAUGAAAAGCAAAAGCUUUGCAGCACCAAAGGGUAUAGCCUAUCGACAGGUAGCUAGCAUUGGACACACCAAGACAAUCGAUCAACGCCGAACUGUGACACGAUUGUAUCUCCAAUAUUGGAGGAGUCGCGGCGAGACAGAUGCAGCAGAUCACAUCGAAAAGGAAUACUGCAGUCAUCCAAGGUGGAAUUGGAAUUAUGCAUGCACUGGUGAGGUUGGUGUAUACCCCUCCAACUGUCCCAACGAGAGUUUCAACAAGCACGGAAUAAAGAGUGUGGCAGCUGACUGUUCGAAGAACGCAUCUCUUUCUGCCUUCCUUGUUCACACCGCUCCCAGACUCCUACAGGAAGAUGCCCAUACACGAGGAGACCCCUGUACCAUCGAGAUCCCAAGGACAGUUUCCAUGUUCGCUGUUGCAGCAAGUGGCUUCUUAAGAGAUGGAAUCGACAUUGUGGAACUAGGAAAAGACGCCCAUGGGAAUCCAUCAAGCUGGUUGGUGAACAUUGGUUACAAGAUGGAAUUCCAAUUGACCAACGAAGAAUUCGAUUGUUCUUAG